Suillus subaureus is the source of this 369-nucleotide messenger RNA. RefSeq lists its product as uncharacterized. The record is from RefSeq and is a predicted model, not a curated record. Lineage: Eukaryota; Fungi; Basidiomycota; Agaricomycetes; Boletales; Suillaceae. Bases 1 to 369 code for a protein of 122 amino acids. The transcript has 4 exons.
AUGACCUCAAGCAUAUUUCCACAUCUUGUUCCAUGGAGGCAGUUGAAGGCCAUGAAAUGGCAUGGAUUUGGCCAUUGUUCUGACAACCCAAAUACAGGAGAUCUUGCAUUGUUUUGCCCCGCAUGUCCUCAGCCUGGGAUUAAUGUAUCCUUGUCAGGGGAUGAAUCACUUGAUGACUGGAAAUACACCUGGUCAUUUGUUAUGGAUGGAAAUUUCAAAGCCAAACACCUGCAUCCCAUCAAGCCAUUUAAUGAAGCUGCUGACACUUUGGAAAAAUCGAGCUGUAACAAUCACUGGGCAGUAAAUCAAGCAAAUGUGGCUUGGCACAAGCUGGAGUCCAUGGGUAUCAGGGGAGUUGCCUGUGCCUGA